Setaria italica (foxtail millet) is the source of this 1168-nucleotide messenger RNA. RefSeq lists its product as uncharacterized. Bases 295 to 906 code for a protein of 203 amino acids. The record is from RefSeq and is a predicted model, not a curated record. The transcript has a single exon. NCBI's taxonomy places the organism in Eukaryota, Viridiplantae, Streptophyta, Magnoliopsida, Poales, Poaceae.
GGUCACUCAUGGCAUGAGGCAUGAAGUGAUUUUUUACCACGGAAAGAAUUGUGUUUUCUGGUCCAGAGCAGACCAAGAUCCUGCCAUUUCCUGAGCUGAGAUCUCAUCACCCACCCACCCACAUCUCUUGGCUCUUGCUCUCUUCUCUUGGAGGGAGGCAGGGAAGUAAAACCAGCCAGCUAGCUAGCCCUUGGAAGAAAGAGCUUCGCCGGUAGCCCCCCCACACCACACCACUCUCUCUUUGGUUUCUUCCUUGCAUUUUGCAUUUGCUCUUCGCGCAGCAAAGAUCGAUCGAUGGAUCUGCACUACGGCGGCCGCGUCGGGGAGGCGGUGGCGGUCGGCGAGGCGGCCUACAUUGCCGGCGCCGGGGCCGGGGGCGGCGUGGUGGACGUCGUCACCCGCGAGUCGGCGGCGCAGGCGCUGGGCACCGUGGUGCAGCUCCACUUCGACAAGACGGUGGAGAAGAAGCGCGCCGCCGACGCGCAGAAGCAGGAGCUCUGGCGCCUCUUCCUCGCAUUCUUCCUCUUCCUGGCGCUCGUCCUCUCCGCCGUCGCCGGCUCGCCGCCCGCGCGCCUCCAGUGCCGCCACCUCUGGGCGCCCGCGGGGCUGCUCUCCCUCGCGCACCUCGCCUUCUACGCCGCCGUCGCGCACCACCUCCGCUGCCUCAACGGCUUCCGCUACCAGCGCCGGUGCCACAAGCUCACCCUCGCGCUCGCCGCCGACAGGCUCAGGAUGCUCAAGUCCGGCGGGGAGGUCGUGCCCGCCGCCGACGUCGAGGUGCCCUACCAGGAGCCGCCCGAGAGCUACCUCGCCAAGUUCAAGCGCAGCUGGGCAGUCCACUUCGCCUUCCUCAUCGCCACCUUCGCCUUCUCCGUCGCCGCAUCCGUCGCAAUCCUCUGCUUCUAGAAAUCCCUUCUCUUUAAUUUUAAUGUUUAAUUAAGCUGCCGUCAGCUCGGAUCUCCAUGAGGUGACUGACAACUCUUUGAGAUUGUAUUGUGGCAGGCAGCAGGAGAGCUGAACUAGAUAACUAGCCUUGCCGUUGUUAAGAUAAUUGCGUGUACCAUUGUGAGUGUGCUCGGAUUAGUACUAGUGUACUAGUGAUUAGUACUAAGAUGUUGCUGUCAACAGUGAGAUAUGCAGCUGCUCAAGCUCAACUAUGUUCACUGAU